AUGGCGGUUGUUGAUACCACAACCCGUAAAAGGGUUCUCAGGGUGAUAUUCAUCUCCCUGCUGUUGGAUCUGAUAUCUUUCACCUUCAUCCUCCCACUGUUCCCGAAGCUGCUCGAGUUCUACCGAAAUAGCGAGGCGCCGACCGGUUUGCUAGACAAGCGACCCCGUACCCUCCUGUCGAACGUCUUGGAUUAUCUCAAUGCCUACAAGGCCGCGUUUGCGCGCCCCAUCGACUCACGAUAUGACAUUGUACUGCUUGGUGGAGCUCUGGGGAGCUUGUUUUCUCUGCUCCAAGCUAUUGCAUCGCCCAUCAUCGGCCAACUCUCAGACCGCUACGGCCGCCGAACCGCACUUCUCUCCAGCAUGAUGGGCAACAUUCUUUCCGUGCUGCUCUGGGUCAUGGCAGUCGACUUCCGCACCUUUCUCCUGUCGCGAGUCGUCGGCGGCCUGUCAGAAGGCAACGUGCAACUUGCGACCGCCAUCGCCACCGACAUAUCCGACGAGAGCAGCCGAGGCUCUACGAUGGCCCUUAUCGGUGCCUGCUUCUCCAUUGCCUUUACGUUCGGCCCCGCACUCGGCGCAUACCUUAGUUCUAUUCCCUUGGUGGCGGCAAACCCGUUUGCGACUGCUGCGGGAUUUUCGCUCUUCCUGAUCGUAACCGAGACGAUAUACCUGUAUGCUGCACUUCCCGAGACUCUGCCGGCUCUCACCCAGACCAAUAAGAGCGCGGGCGCCAAGGGAAACAACACUACAGCCAAGCCCAAGGUUGCCGUCAGGACCAACUCGCACUUGAUGCUGAAUGCCACACAUCUCUUCUUCCUGCUCUUCUUCUCCGGCAUGGAGUUCUCGCUGCCCUUCAUGACCUACGACCUCUUCGGCUACACCUCGGCCAAGAACGGGCGCCUGCUCGGCUACAUUGGCCUGGUGGCCUCGAUACUGCAGGGCGGCGUCACGCGCCGGCUGCCGCCGCUCCUCACCGUCCGCGUCGGUGUCGUGGCCUGCCUGCUGGCUUUUGGAAUCCUCAGCCGCGCGUCGUCCGUGACGGCACUCUACGUCGCGGCUACGUGCCUGGCCACGACCUCAGCUACCGUCGUCACGGGCCUCAACACGCUCAGCAGCCUUGAAGCCGGCGAGGCGGAGCGCGGUGGCAAGCUGGGCAAUCUGCGCAGCUGGGGUCAGCUCGGCAGGGGGCUGGGGCCUGUUCUCUUCACGAGCAUCUACUGGUGGGCCGGGCGCGAGACGGCCUACACGAUCGGUGCCCUGGGCAUCGCGGGCGUCAGCGCUGGUGUGUUUAUGGGGCUGAAGUCGCCCCCUGGGUCCGAGAGGACAGGCGCGAGCAGGGGCAAGAGCGGUGAUGGGGAGAAGAAGGACUUGUAA
This is a messenger RNA of Pyricularia pennisetigena, 1377 nucleotides long. RefSeq lists its product as uncharacterized. The transcript is spliced from 3 exons. Gene Ontology annotation, molecular function: transmembrane transporter activity. Bases 1 to 1377 code for a protein of 458 amino acids. The record is from RefSeq and is a predicted model, not a curated record. Gene Ontology annotation, cellular component: brush border membrane. NCBI's taxonomy places the organism in Eukaryota, Fungi, Ascomycota, Sordariomycetes, Magnaporthales, Pyriculariaceae. Gene Ontology annotation, biological process: transmembrane transport.